CGGGAAAAUAUGUAAAAAGAAAUUUGUUAGGUACACCGUUUUGCACUUGGGUCGUAUUGCCAGGUAGGUAGGUACUUGAGUGAGCAGCAAGCGCCACGGAGAGCAAACUGUUCUGCUAGCCUAGUAGCCGUCUAUCGGCUGGCUGCUUUGGCUGCGUGCACAGUCUAGCUAGGUUGUGCUCAGCAAAAUAGUCGUCCGUUUCGGUUCUCAGACGGUUAUCGUUAUCCGAUCUGUUAUCGUGCGGUGUUAUGCUGUUGCAAUAAAUCCCAACAAUAAUAAUCGAAUCCAUGUAAACAUGAGUCUUGAUGAGGCGCGGGUUACGCUCAGGUACCGCUAGUACGCGCAUAAAAAUGUGAAGUUUCAGAUUUCUUUCUAGCUUGCUAAGGGUGUAUGAGAUAAAUCUAUUGUUCGAGGACUCUUGCUAAUACUCAAAUCGUCAGUUAGGCUUAUAGAAAUUAAGAACUAUGCAACAAUGUGGGUUUUGUUCAAUGUUAUCCGGCCUUUUGAGAAGAGCAAUGUGUGUUGGAAGCAGACGUGGUAGUAGUGAAUCUUACUACAGGGAGUUGGGAGACCAGGACACAUUGAAAAUCGAAGAUAAGUCCUCGGAGCUCUCCGAUGAAUCAGAGGAAAUAAUCCCCGAGCCGCCGCAGCCCGCCGCCGACGUCUCAGAGGAGCUGGCUAACAUGAGUCCUCGCGGCUUGUGCUCCGGCCGGUUCCUCACCAUACACAAGCGCCGCAAAAAGAAGCUGCUCACGCGGUCCCUGAUCCGAGAGGCUGCACUCCUGGACGACCUCCAACUCGGUCAAGUGCAGUGCAUCCUGAAUCAGUCAGUCCAGUGGAGGUUCAAUGCAUUUACCUUAGAGAACGUCUCCGGGGGGCGUUGCUUGCCAGUGCUAUGUGUUCAUCUGUUCCACAUCUACGGGCUCCUGACGCAUUUCAAGUUGGACGCCGCGAAGGCCUGGAAGCUGUUCAGCCUGAUCGAAGAGGGUUAUCACAGCACAAACCCCUACCACAACUCCAUUCACGCGGCUGACGUCACACAGGCAAUGCACUGCUUCCUGCAGCAGAAACAGAUCCGUGACCACCUGGAGCCGCUGGAGAUAAUGGCCUCCCUGCUGGCGGCCAUAGCUCACGACAUGGACCACCCUGGAGUCAACCAGCCCUUCCUCAUCGCCACAUCUAACCAUCUCGCCGCCUUGUACCGAAACACCUCGGUGCUGGAGAAUCAUCACUGGCGCUCGGCAAUAAGCUGCCUCAUCGAGAGCGGCUUGUUGGACCAAGUCACGGAGAUAAGAGCCAUCCUGGAGCACCAGAUCAGCUCCCUCAUCCUUGCCACCGACAUCACUAGGCAGCAAGAAUACCUUAGCCAGUUCAAGAAUCACUUGGACACCAACACGCUGGAUAUGACGAAGAAGGAGCACCGGCACUUGGUCCUGCAAAUUGCGCUAAAAUGCGCGGACAUAUCCAACCCGUGCCGCCCCUGGGAGAUCAGCCGCAAGUGGAGCCUCAAGGUGUGCGAGGAGUUCUUCCGUCAGGGAGACUACGAGAGGAAACUGAACCUGCCGGUGACAGCCCUCUGCGACAGGCACACCACCUCUAUCCCGAAGAUACAAACAGGGUUUUUCAAGUUCGUCGUCACGCCACUGAUAACAGAAUGGCACAGAUUCCUGCAGAACGACCUAUCGGCACAAAUGCUAAAGAAUCUGCUAUACAACCAAAGCAAGUGGGAGACACUGGUUGCACAAGAGCUGGCUGAGGAGACGGGCACCGAGAUAUCCGACGCGGACAUGGUGGACGAUGAUCUAGAGACAUGUUCCGGGACCAACAUAUCUGACAGUUCCGAACUCCUCCUGCCUCUGCGCAGAAGCUCACUUAACCCAGCGAAGCAAGUGCGGCUCAAAGACCAGCUGCGUCGGUUCUCUGUGCCGUUGAACGUGUUCCAAGAUUCCAAAUACAAGCGGGACAAAGCCAGGGCAUUUUCGACAGAUCCUCAAUGCCAGAGUAGCAUGCAGAGCCCUGACGGCAGCGAACACUCCCUGCACUCUCAGCUCAGCGUGAGGGGUCAUUGCGAGCACCAACGACCGAAUUCCGAGAGGGUGCUGAGCACAGAGAAACUGCUGCCCGACUCCUCCAUAGCCUCAAUAACAACACCGAUUCAAGCUACCCGCUUAAACACGGUUCUGAAGGACGGUUGUACGUGGAAGUUGAUUCGCCAACAGACUUUCCCGCCACUGGAGUCAGCCGCGCGCGCCAUGCAUAACCAUCACAUGGACACCACCAGCCAAGAAGACUCGAUGUACCCGUCUCGAUUCCGUUCCGAAGUUUGGAUCAGGCCCGACGCCGUGAGAAGGGACGGAGGCUUUAGUAAUUUAUUCAGGAGGAACGAUUCUGAUAAGACUGAUAACGGUGAUGCCUCGCAGAACAGUAAUGGUGGCACGGAACCUAAGGAGAAGGAAAACUUGGAUCCGUACGUGCGACGGGAGACCUCUGUGGGCAGUCAGCUGCGCGACAAUUUGACGGCGAUGCAUCACAGCGUGCUUAGCACGGAGCAAUUGCAGCGUCGCAGGAAGUCCAUGCCGGCUGAAACUGUCGCUUACAUACCAAAGGAAAAGAAGGUGCGCGAAAUGGCUACCGCAUUGCCGCAGUUCCUUAGGCGGACUUUGUCCAGCAAAGAUUCUUGGACGCGUCGCCGCGGUUCUGCCCCCUCCCCAGUUGCGCCCUCCGAGUUCCGCGGCCUAACCGCCUUGGGGGCACUGCGGCAUAGUAUCAACGGUGGUCGCAGGAAACCGAACCCCAUAACCACCUGCCAGCAAUGGCUUGCUAAAGCCACGUACAACGUGCAGGAACGCAGCCAGCAGCUGCCGCGAAGGAGCUCGCUCCCAGUCGAGGUGCUUACAGGUAUAUAAUUCGAAGGAGGGCAUGCCUUCAUCUCACUCCAAGUAAUCAUGCGAUUUAAAGUGGGAAUGCUCAAAUUUCGAUUGUACCCCCACCCCUCGUAGCUUCGAGGGUUGCGUCGAAUGCGCCGAAUAUCGUCACACGAUCGUCGCAAUUCGACGCACUUCAGGUCAAACCAAUUUUGAAUAGUUAUCGUGUACUGUUAAUGGAAGGCGACGGAGAUAUCAAGACGGUUCGCAGGCGUCAGGUGGAAAGCCAGUCCUGGCCCCUACUUGCUUGGUCUACGAAUAAUACAUAUAAUAAAUGAUUAGGUUAAUAGUCAAUGUUUAGACAAUAGAUGCAGUUACAUACAUACAUACAUAUAUAUAACAUAUUGACACCCCGUUAAGAUGGUGAAUUCCCCACGUGUUUACUAACUGUGAAUUGUUCCCCGAUGUAUGUGCACCUCCCGUUGUCUCUAUCCACUGAUGUGUCCCGACCGUCUCGUUGAAUUUAGCUCAAUAAUAAAUAUUACCUACGUAGAACUAAAUAACAUCUCUCAUCUUGUGUAAUUUACCCUUUUUCUAAUAGUAAUUUUACACUGUUUGUGGCCCCGACUUUUAACCAAUUUUUAACCACUGUAUACUUCUUGUAAUAAUAAUAAUUACUAUAAUAAAAACUUUAAUAUAGUUUAAUAUAAUUGUAUUGUAUACAUUUACAUUUAAUAAAUGACAAAACGCUAGUUUUCAUAAAUAUUCUACCAUAGUACAAAUUAUUUUUAUUUUAAUAUUUUAAUUGUGAAUUUAUUUGGCCUUUUCGAUAAAGGAUUGCGUUGAAUAGAUUCUCUCCUUUUAAAUAAAUGUGAAUUAAUAUAAUAUGCGAUGUACCAAUGGGAAAGAUUCAAGCGAAAGUUAUAAACAAGUUGUUGUUAGCAGCAAAAAUAAUCUGAGUCUCAUAAUUAUUUAACUUAGUAUUCGGAUGAAAGUUAAAAUAGUCAUAGUUUUAAGUAUUUACUUACUUGCGGGGAGCCAUUGCCGAGUAGUCGCUCUUUUUGAGCGAACGCUGUAUUGUGGUACAUUGUUUAUUUUAAAUUUAUAUUGUUCGUUAAUUAAGACAAAAAUCACAGUAUUAAUUGAGUACUAACUUAAUUGAGUAUAACACGAUUGAUUUCAUAAACGCAUAAUAAUUCAUAGAUGGAUAUAUUUUUUAAAUUUUGUAUUAUAAGUAUUGUUUAGUAAGAUUUGUUCAUAUCCAGUGGCAUAGCAGGUCUCUUGUAAAGCUUAUGAAGUGAUUUCUUCUAUUUUACUUAUUUUUUUUUAUAAACGUAGGUUUGUAAAGACGUAAAUUUACGUGCACAGCACACUUUGCGAAUGAUGAUAAUAUUAUGUUAAUUAGUAAAUUUAAAAUUUGAUGUUCUUUAAUGUGCUGAAAUUUUGAUCAACAACAGACUCUUUUCAAAAAUAAUUUCUUGGCGUUUAUGAAACGCUUCUCAAAGAUAUUGUAUAAAGUUCCAAUGGUACCUAAUGACUUUGGCCCUUGUAAUAUUUGUCAUAAUAAAAGAUUUUUAUAUUGUGUAAUUUGUUUUUCGUUCGUUAGUACUAUUUAGUUAGGAUGCAGUGCAAAGAAGAGUAGAUUUCAAUGUCCAUAAUAGUUAAUCUCAAAAAUAAAAGAAAAAUAAAACAAAAAAAAUAUAUAUGUUGCAAUUGAAAUUUCGCUGUAAAUAAAUUGCUUGAAACCAAAAUGAGAAAAUAAAAAUAAUAUAAGAUUGCAUAACAGAAAAAGAUGUCGUAGAAAUAUUUUAAUCACUUUUUAUAAUAAUUACUUAAAUGGUACAACAAACACGAAAAAAAAAAAUAAAAAAAAAAUAUUUUCUUGCCCAGGACUGGUGUAACAACAGGUUGAUAAUGAAAGACACGUAAUAUAUAAUAUUCAAUAAAUAAUCGCAAAUUCUUGAUGCUUAUCCGUGUAAUGUGUCUCCUCUUCUUUGUAUUGUAGCAAUGUUUAAAGUAAGGUAAGUUUAUAGCGAGUACUUGUUCACUUUGAUCUAAUUGUGUUGUAGGCUUAACACCGUGUUUCUGAACAGAUGUAACCAAUUCUUGUAACGUCACAAACCCGCUGAAUCUAGUCGUUGAAUCAUCAAGCGAUCUGUAUAGCUUUACAAUAAUGAGGAACAAUCUGUCCUAUAUAUACCAUUGUAUGAUUCUUACUUGUCUCAUUUAAGUUAUACAAGUCUUGAUCCCAAAUAAAAAUAUUACCAAUAUUAAUGAAAAAAAAAAAUUUUUUUUUUUGCUGAUCAAACUUCUUUUUAUCAAAC
This is a messenger RNA of Chilo suppressalis (striped riceborer), 5188 nucleotides long. Lineage: Eukaryota; Metazoa; Arthropoda; Insecta; Lepidoptera; Crambidae. The record is from the annotation of a GenBank genome assembly.